AACGGUUGGGUGAACUUGUAAUGCUAUAUGUUAAGAUCAUACAAAUAGCGUUAUUGACGUCUAACGAUUAAACGUAUAGAAGCAAGGCAAGCUACUGAAAUCACACAUACCUGAUUGGGAGUGUCAUAGUUACCCAGUCUACGUGUUAGACAAGUUAAUAAUUGGAUUUUACGUCGAGUGGCAAGACCCUUCCACAUGGAGCUUAAUGUUUUGAUUAUUAGUCUCGUAAGCUACUUAGCACAUUUUAGUGAUGCAGAAAAUUAUACUGUGAAAGCUGGAGACCCUUUUAAAUGUAGAACAAGAACAAAAAUGUUAAAAUAUGCUCUAGACAGGACUCUCAAAUGGACUUUAACAACCGCAAAUGGAUCAAAUAUAGACAUAUGUAGUUGUAAUUACAGAUGGGAAAACGAUAUAUAUGACAAUCCGGAAAACAACUUCAGAGCCUUUUGUAUGUUGUGGGACGGUGCCCCAUGGUUCGGCUAUUCCGUCUGGUCCGAUUUGAAAGUUAACCACGUAAAUCAAGAGAUGCUAAACCUGACGUGCUCAACUGAUCAGGGCUUAUUGAUCGAUUAUUGUCAAUUAGAAGUCAUAGCUACUACGAUACAGCCCACGGCACCUAAACCAGAAAAUAUCAACAGUUAUGUUCUGAUUCCAAGUGUUUUUGCCGGCGGCUCAUUGUUAAUGUUAAUUUUGUUUUGUUGUCCCAUUCUUUGUUCAAGACGAAAACCCAUGAACACUACAGAGACUGUAGACAUCAGCGAAAACAAUACUGUGUCGACUGUUUCGCAAAAUUCAAACUCGCAAGAGGAAAGUAAUGCACGUGACAUGAACCAACGUCAUCUAAACCGACCGUUCAACUUACCCAGAAUACAAUUUCGUUUACCUAUAGAUAGCGCAACGUCAUCGGAAAACGAAAACCAACGACAUACAACGACACCAAUAGAUUCCUCUCCUCGUCAUACGACGGCACGACACAACAACCCUCUAUUUAACAUGUCACAAGAAAACGACACAACACGCUACAUACGCUACAUAAGGUCGCAGCGAAUCUUCAAUUUACAGCGAAGCUGCAAUUCACAGCGACCCUUCAAUCCACAGCGAAGCUUCAACCCACAGCGAACUAACUCAGUUUUUACUAUUGAGCAAAUUUCAGCCGUGUACCAGACAGAUCAGAUAAUGGAACUGAACCCAACAAGCCUGGAACCACCGUCCUAUACAAGUCUCUUUCCCACAAACCCCCCUCCAUACCACAGUCCUUUUAUUUGAUGCUUUUUAAUGUUUCCGAUUCUCUAUUAGGUUAAUUGAUUAAUAAUUUGCUGACUGCAGUAACGAGAGAAGUAAUUUUAUUACUGAUUAGUUAUAUUCCUCUUUCUCAUUGUCAGUCAUUGAUAGAUGUAUGUUUAAUACCUAUAAAUAUAGCAUGUACGAAAGCGUAACAAACUGUACAUCCCUUAUGUUAUAAACUAUAUACAUUAAAACAGACGUUGUUGAUAACUGUACAUAUAUUUGAACAUGUUUUCUAAAAUUGGAUAAUAAAGCACCUUAAACGCAUAGCAUACUAUUAACAUACAUAAACAGUAUCGUAUCAUUAACAGUUAAAAGUAUUGUUAUUACAACGCAACAAUAAAAAAAUAUUUGUCACCAGCUUUUCUAUCAUGAACGUGUAAUAUAGAUCACAAAAUUUUCAUAUGUCGCAAGUGUUUUAUUGUCUUUUUCAAUCAUGUUUUUUUUUAUUUUAAACUAAUUUAGUGUUGAUGCAAAAAAAAUAAAAAAAUACUCAAAAUGUAAUAAUAGUAUGUUCGAGGAAUGACAAAGGCAAUGGUAACAAAUAUUCAAAAAAACAACGAAAAGCACACUGAAAUCAGGUUCAACAGACUAUGUGGCGUAUAACAUGUUGAAACGUUUCACAGCAGUAUCAUUGAUUAUAAAAGAAUAAUAAAAUGUUUGAAACUGUUCAUAUCAAUUACUAGAGAAAAAGAUUAACAACACCAACACUAACAUUUGCUGCAUUUAAUGCUUUCUUUAAUACUUUUACUUAAGAAGGCGAAUUUGUUUUUCUUUUAUUUUAGUGCAUUUUAAAUAUUACUAUUAUAAAUGCUUUUUUAGGUGUUGUAUCAUUUAUUACAAGUUAGUAUUUAGUUACAACUUGUAUGAUUAAAAUAAAGAAUUAAGGACAAGUAAGUACAAAAUAAAAUAAAGUUUAAGUAAAAAUGUCAAAAACAAAACCAAUCUACGUUAAAAUUACCGCUCCAACAAUUUAAAACAUUAAUUUUCACUACUAAUACAUUUAAAAAUGUAAUAACAUCUUUGUCGAUGUUUUUAAUAAUAUUGUAUUGGUUAAAAAACAAGUGCCAAAAAAGAAAAUAAACUGACUGUGUAGUUUUUUUAUUAUCAAUAGCAAAAACUGCACGUCUUUGCUUUUUCAAUAAACGUCAUUUUUAGUAC
Messenger RNA from Physella acuta, 2445 nucleotides. RefSeq lists its product as uncharacterized. The record is from RefSeq and is a predicted model, not a curated record. NCBI's taxonomy places the organism in Eukaryota, Metazoa, Mollusca, Gastropoda, Physidae.